Molecule: messenger RNA, 264 nt
Organism: Ostertagia ostertagi
Lineage: Eukaryota; Metazoa; Nematoda; Chromadorea; Rhabditida; Trichostrongylidae
Source: the annotation of a GenBank genome assembly
AAUGAUGCGCUGUUCUGGUACAAUCUGCUCAAGCAUGGAGAUGGAGAUUCAAGGACACGCCAUGCAGCUUGUCCAGUCCUGGUCGGAGUGAAAUGGGUUUCAAACAAAUGGAUUCACGAGCGAGGAAACGAGUUCCGUCGUCGCUGUGGAGCGAAGAUGUCCGACUAUGAACGGUUUGUCGGAGAUCUUGGCUUUGGACCAGAGCCAAAAUACGCGCCAAACCUGAGUCCGGUGUUGUCUAAGGAUAUUUUCAACACUAUCUAA